Truncatella angustata is the source of this 2282-nucleotide messenger RNA. RefSeq lists its product as uncharacterized. Gene Ontology annotation, cellular component: cytoplasm. Gene Ontology annotation, biological process: regulation of translational initiation. NCBI's taxonomy places the organism in Eukaryota, Fungi, Ascomycota, Sordariomycetes, Amphisphaeriales, Sporocadaceae. Bases 117 to 1790 code for a protein of 557 amino acids. The transcript has 2 exons. The record is from RefSeq and is a predicted model, not a curated record.
GGUUAAUUGACUACGCGCCUUUCGCCCUCGAGUUUGGGGUUCCAACAUUGGGGACAACGGUUAGGAAUCUCGACGGUUUCUGCUUUGGAGCCUAUCAUCGAGGGGAUCUCUUCACCAUGGCUUCGCAACAAGAUCUUCAGGAGCUACUCCGUCUUCUGACUGUGGGCAAAGUGCCCAUAAAAGAUGCCAUGAUGCGUGUGAGGGCUCUCCAAGCCAAGAACCUACGGACCAUUCACCAAAUUGCCGAAGCACCCCUCUCCGAGAUCGAGUCCGCAAUCACCGAUCCCAAAGCCGCCCGCUCCCUCCAUAACGCCUGCAAAGCACGCCUCAAGAACCCGAGCCUGUCCUCCAGUAGCAAGCGCGCCGGCGCCGAGCUGCUCCAGUCUGCCAAGCGCUCCAAAACCUCCUCCUCGGCAAGCGAUAAUCCGUUGUUCGUGGAUGGCCCGGCAUCCAUGCCGCCGGCCGAGUACGAGGAUUCGCUGUCGCUGCCCUGCGAGACGGACGAGGAGCUCAUCUCGAGGACGACGCUCGUCACGAACCGCGCGCCUCUCGUUCUCGCGUUCGCCGUCGAGCUGCUGAGGCACACGAUGCCGGAGCAGCCGCCGAGCUCGAGGCUGAGCCUGGCGCAGGCGGUCGUGAGCGCGAACUCGCGGAGCAAGGCCGUAAGUAUCGGGCUAGACAAGGGGCCGAGCGCCGAUGAUGAGGGCUGGGGGCAUGGACAGCCUAGGAUUAGGGUCAUGGGGCGGGAAAUUACGGUGUUGAAGCGGGGAGGGUAUGAGUGGAAGGGCGAGGAAGAGAAGGGCGGGGAAGAAAAGGGCGCCGACGAGGCGGCAAAGCACGAUGCCGUGGAGGGCCAACUGAACACCAAGAAGGAAGAAGAAGAAAAAGAUAAGGAUCAUGCUGUUACCACCAAAGAGAAGCCAGGACCGCUGGCGCAUACAUCGAAGACAUGGGCAGCGAGCUCGCCCGUCUCCUUGAAACAGUCGACGUUCAUCGUACGAGCGACACAAAUCACGGAAGCAUCACAGAGGCAACCGACUCUACAGGCACUCUUUGGUUCGAUCCCAAAUCUACAGACGGCAAGUCACAACGCCUGGGCUUACCGCGUCAAGAAGCCCGAUAUGUUCGGCUCAUUCACCAUCAAAGAGGACUCCAACGACGACGGCGAGUCUGGUUGCGGCGAUUUUCUUCUCAAGGUCAUGCGAGAGUCUGACGCUGUUAAUACUCUGGUCGUCAUGACUCGCUGGUAUGGUGGUAUCAUGCUCGGGCCUGACCGCUGGCGCAUCAUGCGAAACUGCCUGAAGGAGGCACUAGCGGAACGACUUAGAGUCACGGGCGCAAAAGCAAGCUUAGGCGGCGAGGCGGUAUGGGGUUUAGAUCUUGAGGCCAUGAAGCAGAAAGCAACAUCUAGCGCCACAUCGGGCGGCAGAUCUCACGAGGCAGGCGUGGUUGGUAUGCCUGUACACAGACCGGAGGCGGCAAGAGGUUACCUCCUGAGAAGCUUUGCAGACCGCAAGGAAGAGGGCGAGGACUCAACGACCGCGCCAAAGAAAAAGACAGCUAAGGCUCUCCAAGACGAAAAAGAAGAGAAUCUGGGAAGGCUGCUAGGUGCACUGAGAUUAGUGUAUGAUAGCUGGGCUGACCAUCUGAGUGCUGCUGAGCUGGACAGGCGUGCCUGGACUUGGUAUACAAGCGUCAGACCUGAAAUCGAAGGGGGACAGGCUGGGUGGGGCGCCAAGGGUGACCUCAAGCUGGAGACGAUCUUGAAUUUGCGACGAAAGGAGCCAUGACGCAAAAGCUAAAAUGAAAUUGUUGAGUAAUGAUUGUUUUUAGAAAAAGAUACCCCUGGCGUUGAGACACGGAACGGCUCAUGACUGUUAGCGAUAAUGUGUUCAAGAUAGGACUAAGAUGAGAACGAAACCUGUCAACUAAAUUUGCUAAUAGUUUUGUGCUAGCUUUCCAGUACCUCACUAUUCAUCUUGUUCGCCCCCAGAGACUUGCUGGAGUUGAUAAGAGCUUGUCUACUGCUAACUUGAGCUCAUAACAGAUAGGAGUAAACGCACAAUCAGGUUCAGAGCCCCAUUUCUCGGGUAGUGAGCUGAGUCUCAAUAUAUACUUGUACGGAUACCUUGGCUGCUGAAAUUUGAGAGAGCUGAAUAUUUGUAAAUUGCCAAUCCCAGUCAACCGCUCUUCUGCACUACUGCUGUUCUUUUUUUCGACUACUGUCCCACGACCUGUUUGUUUCUCUAUUACACUCUCAACACGCCUGAAAUGCCUACUCG